AUGUCCAUGUUUUAUAUUGGUGAGGAUAAACCAAAAUCUGUUGGAGGAGGUGAUUCUGACGUUUUGGAUAACUUGGAUGAUGCCCUACCUGGAGUCUUGGGAUCCUCUCAAGACGUGGUCAUUAAACAAAAGUUUGAUAUCAUGAGACAAGCCGCAGAGAGAACCUCCAGACAAAACAGUAGAGGAAUGAAUAUGAUUCAAUCAUCAAGACCAAUAAGUUCCCGUGGCUAUUCAAGAGCAAGUAGUGCGAGAACUCCACCAACACCUCAAACAUCAUCUUCCUCAACACCUCUUGGCCAAGGAUAUAACUCUUCAAACUCGCUCAACAAUGAUCCCAAUCGUUGGUCGGACGAUGUAGAUGAUUUGGAUGAUAUGGGUGGAUCUUCCCAAACGAAUCGACACACUACAUCAUCCUCUUCAUCUUCAAGACCUUCCAGUGCAAGCUCAAAUCCAACCGCUCUUGAGAAGGAUUUGGUUGAGAGAGGCAUUACUCCAACAUUUAAUCCAUUACAGGAACAGAAAGAACGCGACAAUAGAGCUCCAAAAAUUCAAGAAGAGAAAGUUCCUGUGAAACCGUCACCAAAUACUGAAAAAUCAGAUGAGGAUGAUUUUGAAAGCGUUGCUGGAUUGAAUAUUCGAGACUUGAGAUCAUUUGUUGUCAAGCCACCUCCAAAUCGUGAUCAAUGGGUCCGAUGCUACAUUCUCCGAGAUACCUCCAAAAUGAACAAGAUGUUCCCAAGAUAUUUCAUGUAUGCUGAACGAGGUAGUACAUUCCUUCUCUCUGCCAAGAAGAGAAAAGGUAACAAGUCUUCAAAUUACUGUGUUUCUCUCAGUAAGGAAGAUAUUAGUAGAAGUAGUGAUACUUUCAUUGGAAAGUUGAGAAGCAACUUCCUAGGUACGGAAUUCCAACUGUUUGACAAUGGUGAAAAAGCAGCAAAACUAAAGCCUGGAACACACUUGAGAAAUAAUCUAGCCUCAAUUGUGUAUGAGACCAAUUUGUUCGGAAGUAAGGGCCCAAGAAAAUUCACCGUUGUCAUUCCUGAUGCCAACGAAGAGAAUGAAUUAUAUCAAUUUCCAGAUAACGGAACGUCACUCAUUACGAAAUUCAAGACUGGAGAUUGGCAUCAUUUGAAAGUGUUAAAGAACAAAUUCCCUGUGUGGAAUGAAAGAUUGAAGGCAUAUGUUCUCAAUUUUAACGGCAGAGUCACAAUGGCUUCAGUGAAAAACUUCCAGCUCGUCGAGCCCAACAAUCCAAACAAAGUCUUCCUCCAAUUUGGUAAAGUGGAUGAAGAUCGUUUCAAUAUUGAUUUCAAAUAUCCACUUUCUGCUUUGCAAGCCUUCUCGAUAGCCAUUUCUUCAUUUGAUUCAAAGCUUGCUUGUGAAUAA
Naegleria lovaniensis is the source of this 1386-nucleotide messenger RNA. RefSeq lists its product as uncharacterized. NCBI's taxonomy places the organism in Eukaryota, Heterolobosea, Eutetramitea, Acrasida, Naegleriidae. The coding region runs from base 1 to 1386 and encodes 461 amino acids. The transcript has a single exon. The record is from RefSeq and is a predicted model, not a curated record.